Molecule: messenger RNA, 1638 nt
Organism: Miniopterus natalensis
Lineage: Eukaryota; Metazoa; Chordata; Mammalia; Chiroptera; Miniopteridae
Source: RefSeq, a predicted model, not a curated record
GCUGAGCCACGCCAGCCAGGCCAAGGCAGACCUUUAAUCUGCUGACCAUGGCACAGGUAAUCUCUCCUGAAGUCAUGCAACUGACCUUUGGUGCAUGGUUUCUUCAGGAUAAAAUGGCCUUGGAGAUUUCCUGGUGAUCUCUUAACUUCCUGCACCAUUAUAAAUGCUCUAUCAAAAAUAUGAAAUAAGAGCUGUCUAUAGUAAGCAUUACCUUGAGUAUGUGGCACGGGGUGGGGAGGAUUGUGCAUUUGAUGGACUUGUCAGACUGAUUUAAUUUUUCAUUAACUCUCAGUAUCUCAAAUAAGAUAGAUAUGAGAAAUAUACAGUAGUGCCUCUUUAUAAUACCAAUUAUUUUUUAUAUUUGCAAUUUUCUUUUUGGUUCUUAGAGUAAUCAAGUCAGAGGAUUAUAUGACUUUUAUCUGCCUAGAGAAGAACUAUGGAUCUACAACAUGGAGACUGGAAGAUGGAGAAAAAUUAACACUGAAGGUGAUGUUCCUCCUUCUAUGUCAGGAAGCUGUGCUGUGUGUGUAGACAGGGUGCUGUACUUGUUUGGAGGACACCAUUCAAGAGGCAAUACAAAUAAGUUCUACAUGCUGGAUUUAAGGUGUACAGACAGAGUAUUACAGUGGGAAAGAAUUGAUUGCCAAGGAAUUCCUCCGUCGUCAAAGGACAAACUUGGUGUCUGGGUGUAUAAAAACAGGUUAAUAUUUUUUGGAGGGUAUGGAUAUUUACCUGAAGAUAAAGUAUUGGGAACUUUUGAAUUUGAUGAAACAUCUUUUUGGAAUUCAAGUCAUCCAAGAGGAUGGAAUGAUCAUGUACAUAUUUUAGACACUGAAACAUUUAUCUGGAGCCAGCCUAUAACUACUGGUAAAGCACCUUCACCUCGUGCUGCUCAUGCCUGUGCAACUGUUGGAAACAAAGGCUUUGUGUUUGGAGGCAGAUAUCGAGAUGCUAGAAUGAAUGAUCUUCACUAUCUUAAUCUGGAUACAUGGGAGUGGAAUGAAUUAAUUCCACAAGGUAUAUGCCCAGUUGGCCGAUCUUGGCACUCACUAACACCAGUUUCUUCAGAUCAUCUCUUUCUCUUUGGAGGAUUUACCACUGAUAAACAGCCACUAAGUGAUGCCUGGACUUACUGCAUCAGUAAAAAUGAAUGGAUACAGUUUAAUCAUCCCUACAUUGACAAACCAAGAUUAUGGCAUACAGCUUGUUCCAGUGACGAAGGAGAAGUAAUUGUUUUUGGUGGGUGUGCCAAUAACCUUCUUGUCCAUCACAGAGCUGCACACAGUAAUGAAGUACUCAUAUUUUCAGUUCAACCAAAAUCUCUUGUAAGGCUAAGCUUGGAAGCAGUCAUUUGCUUUAAGGAAAUGUUAGCCAACUCGUGGAACUGCCUUCCAAAACACUUACUUCACAGUGUUCAUCAGAGGUUCGGUAGUAACAACACUUCUGGGUCUUAAGGCUUCAUAGAUAAUGCCUCGGAUCACCCUGCAUGGACAGCAAUUCUGUGAACAUCAGAGUGGCAUCAUUUGUAUAGUUAUUUGCAAUGUGUAGUUUUGCAGCUUUUUGGUUUUAAUGUGCAUGUGAAUGGCCUAGAGAACCUAUUUUUGUGUCCAAAGUUUACAAUAAAUGUAUUUAACACCA